This is a messenger RNA of Nymphaea colorata (pocket water lily), 1318 nucleotides long. RefSeq names its product annexin Gh1-like. The coding region runs from base 42 to 1022 and encodes 326 amino acids. NCBI's taxonomy places the organism in Eukaryota, Viridiplantae, Streptophyta, Magnoliopsida, Nymphaeales, Nymphaeaceae. Gene Ontology annotation, molecular function: calcium-dependent phospholipid binding; calcium ion binding. Gene Ontology annotation, cellular component: cytoplasm. The record is from RefSeq and is a predicted model, not a curated record. The transcript has 4 exons.
GAUCGAAAUAGAAGAGACGGAAAGCACCUUCGAGUCUCAUCAUGGAAGCAUCUCAAGUGAUCUCCCAAAGGGAUCAGCUCGACUGCCACGUUCUGCAUUCGUUUCUUUCGUGCAAUGGAGCUAGCAACUGUGAAAGUCUCAAAGAACUGUUAACCAAAAGGAGCACGGAAGAUCUCAACCGUGUUGUUGAAGCUUACAGAGCUACAUACAACCAGGACAUUCUUCACCAACUUUGCAACAUUCAAAGAAGGAACAACUUUCUUAGUCUAGUGCACCUCCAGAUGAUGGAACCACGAGAACGGGACGCUAAGUUACUAAGGGAUGCAUUGCAUGGGCCUGCUCUUGGCUCUGACAUUCUUAUUGAAGUCUUCUGCACGCGCUCUUCCUCUCAGUUACAAUGUAUCAAGCAAGCUUACCGCAGCCAAUACAAUAGAAAUAUUGAGCAAGAUAUCUCACUCAAGGCCCACAGCACCCUCAAGGAGGUACUAACAGCGCUGUCAAGCAUCAACGGAGCAGAAGGAUCAACAGUUGACGUGAGCAUGGGCAUGUGCGAUGCAAAGAUUUUGUAUGAAGCCAUAGAGAGCGGUGCCUCCACCGAUCAAAGAACCAUUCUCUCCGUUCUGACGAGGAGAAACAUAGAGCAACUAAGAACGAUUUUGCACUGCUACGAGCAGCUCUACGGCCACCACAUCUCCAAGUUCUUGAAGCAAAAGAGGCAUGGGGAGUUCGGAAGGACUCUCAGCUCUGUAACUCGCUGCAUCUCCUAUCCUGAGAAGCAUUACGCCAAGCAGCUGAAAGACAUGUGGGUGAAGCGCCGAUUGGCUACCGAACCGGCGACCGAUCUGAUGAUCCGCGUCGUCGUCGCCAAAUCCGGCGUCAACAUCGGAGAAAUUCGAAGUGCCUUUUCGAAGAAGUCCGGCGGUACUGCACUUGAAACAGCCGUCCGCACUUUGAUGAGUGAUCCUGACUACCACACUCGCAUGGUCGCCGAAGUUUUCCUAAAGAUUGUGAAGUGCAGUUAGAACAUGCUCUUUCACUAGCAGAUGCACCUGGACCCAGAGAGUUUAACUAGAACUUUGUUGAUAAAUAAUCUGAUUCGCAAGAGAUGGUAUUUAACAAUGAAAUAAAUGAAGAUCGUUUCCCAUAUUGUCGCUAAUCAGCAGUCGGUGGUUCGUUUUUUGUUUUUGGUUAAGAGUUGCUCCCCUGGAGAUGAACUUGUGUGACAACCAUAAUAUACAUGCUUCAUCUUUCCGCAUUCUGCACAGUUUCAUAACUUUGUUAUGUUCAAAAGGAAAAUGUGCCCAAUAAGUUUAUUACU